GGACGCAUCACGCAGGGGUGGGGAAGCCGGAUCCGUGCGCAGGGUUGCUAAGGGUGAAACUUUUCAUUGACUUUGCUCACUUCGGGCCCGGGCGGCGGAAGGUGCGGGUUGUCGCCGGAGAGAAGCAAGCGGCUCCGAAGACGCGGGGCCAGAAGGACAGGACCGCCCGCCGGUCACAGCCCGGCCCGUCUUCUGCCCCGCGACACGAGCCCCCUCCGGUCCCACCCCGCCAUCCCCGCGCUGUCGCCGCCGUCCGGCCCGCCCUUGUCCUCCCGCCGCCGAGCCCGAGCUCCAAAAAGCUGAAAGAAUUAUUCUUGAGAGUCAUAACCCAGCCCACCACCUCGUCCAAGCCCCGACCCUGAACGAAGAUAAGGACACACAGGCCCCUGCCCGGCAAGGAAAGAAGAACGACCCCUGCCCCGCGCCUAGGAACACCCAGGAAGAAGGAGCUGCCCCGCGACCAGCUGCCCGCCCCGCCGCCUCCGAGGCCCGAAGCCCUCUGAAGCCCAAGGCUGCCCACCGUCCAUCUCCUACCAGUGCCCUACGCUGAUUCCCUGCCCCAGACAAGACCAUGCAGCUGGAGAUCAAAGUGGCCCUGAACUUCAUCAUCUCUUAUUUGUACAACAAGCUGCCCCGGCGACGGGCAGACCUGUUUGGGGAAGAGCUGGAGCGACUCUUGAAGAAGAAAUAUGAAGGCCACUGGUACCCUGAGAAGCCACUGAAGGGCUCUGGCUUCCGCUGCGUCCACAUCGGAGAGACAGUGGACCCUGUGGUGGAGCUGGCCGCCAAGCGGAGCGGCCUGGCCGUGGAGGAUGUGCGGGCCAAUGUGCCUGAGGAGCUGAGCGUCUGGAUUGACCCUUUUGAGGUGUCCUACCAGAUUGGGGAGAAGGGGGCGGUGAAAGUGCUGUAUCUGGAUGACAGCGACGGCUGCGGGCCCCCCGAGCUGGACAAGGAGAUCAAGAGCAGCUUCAACCCUGACGCCCAGGUCUUCGUGCCCAUCGGCAGCCAGGACAGCUCAUUGUCCAACUCCCCAUCGCCGUCCUUUGGCCAGUCGCCCAGCCCCACCUUCAUCCCCCGCUCGGCCCAGCCCAUCACCUUCACCACUGCCUCCUUUGCUGCCACCAAGUUUGGCUCCACCAAGAUGAAGAAGGGGGGUGGGGCCACGAGCAGUGGGGGUGUGGCCAGCAAUGGGGGGAGCGGCCAGCAGCCACCUCAGCAGCCCCCAACCCAGCAGCCUCGCUUGGCCCGCUCACCCACCAACAACCCACUGAAGCACAAGAGCCUGUCUCUGUCUAUGCAUUCUCUGAACUUCAUCUCGGCCAACCCAGCCUCACAAUCCCAGCUCUCGCCCAAUGCCAAGGAGUUUGUGUUCAGCGGCAGCGGCUCACCCAGCCUCCUCUUUGAUGCGGCCGAGGGUCAGGGGAGCACCUUCGAUGUGGCCCAGGUAUUUGGGGGUGGCACCAACAGCCUCUUCCUGGAGAAGACGCCCUUCGUGGAAGGCCUGAGCUACAACCUGAACACCAUGCAGUACCCAGGCCAGCCCUUCCAGCCCGUCGUGCUGGCCAACUGAACCCCCACACCCCCGCGGGGCCGGGAGCCCACGACCACGGAAAGGCCAAAAAAAGAGGAAAAGAAAAACA
Messenger RNA from Echinops telfairi (small Madagascar hedgehog), 1640 nucleotides. RefSeq names its product transducer of ERBB2, 2 (gene TOB2). Gene Ontology annotation, biological process: regulation of gene expression. The transcript is spliced from 2 exons. Gene Ontology annotation, molecular function: transcription corepressor activity. The record is from RefSeq and is a predicted model, not a curated record. The coding region runs from base 572 to 1570 and encodes 332 amino acids. Lineage: Eukaryota; Metazoa; Chordata; Mammalia; Afrosoricida; Tenrecidae. Gene Ontology annotation, cellular component: cytoplasm; nucleus.